AAAAAUUACUGACCAACGACAAUUCGAAUGUGAUUCUAAAAAUAUCUUUUUUUUGAUUCUGUUAAUGUAAAGUUAUUAGGACACAUAUAGCUGCGGCCUUGGAAUUUCAAUUCCAGCCAAUCAUCAUUUAUAAUCAUACUUUUUAACGUUUCCAUUCGUGUACGAAUAAUCUUUCUUUGAAAAAAACAUGACAACAGUACAAUCAUCAACACAAGCAGCAGCUGCUGCCGCUUCCAAUCAACAAUCAGCAGCCAAUGAUCAAUCGGAUACAAUUCAGUAUCAUCCACCGACCAAUUUUGCUGGACCAAUCGGACCGGGUGGUCCAGCAUAUGUUAAAUCCGAAGUUGAUUUUCAACGAUUGAUUAAUGGUGAUGCAGAUCGUCUUGUAUCGCGUGCAUCAAAUCUGUUACAUAAUAAAGCAUUCACAGAUGUCACUUUUAUUGUUGGUCCUCCUAAUCAUUCGAAAAAAUAUGUUGGACAUCGUGUACUAUUGGCAAUGACUAGCCCAGUAUUUGAGGCAAUGUUUUAUGGAGAUAUGGCCGAUAAAUCUAAAGUUAUCCGUAUACCGGAUAUUGCACCUAUUGGAUUUGAAAAUCUAUUACGUUAUGCAUACACUGAUUCGUUGAAUUUGAAUUCAGUUGAUGAUGCAAUGUUAACGGCAUAUGCAGCAAAGAAAUAUCUUCUUCCACAUCUUCUUCGAGAAUGUUUGACCUAUAUAGAGAAAAACAUAACACCCUCAAGUGCUUGUGCUGUUUAUGAAUUCGCCAUUGCUCUUAAUUCACAACAAUUAAUUUUUCAAGCAAUAAAUACAAUUGAUAGGCAAACAUAUCAUGUUAUAACGCAUAAAUCAUUCAAUAACAUUCAAUUGUCGACUUUGGAAUUUAUUGUGAAUCGUCGCUAUUUGAAUCUUUAUUCGGAAUUUUCUCUGCUCAAUUCUGUCGUACAAUGGGCACAACAUGAAUGUAAAAGAUCCGCUAAACAGGUGAAUGAUUGGAAUAUUGUUCGUAACAUUCUUAAUGAAAGCAUCGUGCUUAAAAGCAUUCGAUUUUUAACAAUGACUGCAGAAGAAUUUUCUCGUGUCGUUUCGCAAACUACGAUGUCGACACCAUCGAUUGAUGAAAAUGGUUCCAGUGAUGGCAAAAAUGGCAUCGAUUGUGGCAAUAAUUUGAAUACACCUUCUUUCUUGACCAAAAACGAACAGAUUGCAAUAUUUAUGAAUCUAGCUAUACCUGGUAUUGUACCGAUACCAAAAUGUUUGAGUCAAGAAACCACUCCACGUUGUGCUCCUCCCGAAUAUUUCACAGUACGACGCUACAAACCGGUAACAUAUGCUACAACGACCACAUUGGCACAUGUAACAAGUUCGAAUGCGGCUGGUGCUGCUGGCAAUAAACCAGUGAAAUCUGUUUGCUCAAAAUUUUUGGUUAACAAUAGUGAUCUAUUUAUCGUUGGAGCAUCAAUACCGAUUCGUUUGGAUCCAAGUUACUAUUCUGUUCGUACACCAAAAUUAGAUUGUCAGCUUAAAUUUACAUCAAAACUCAAUUUACCGGAUGGACAGAUGGUAACUGCAAGAGGAACCGAUGAACAUCAAAUUAUUCUGGAUACAAUCGAUGAAUCGUUAUCAUUUGUCAUUUCAAAAGAUAAAGAUUGUCAUGUAAAACUGAAAAAACCAUUACAUGUGAAGAAAGGAAAUAUUAACGAAUUGUUGUUAACAUUUCAAUCAACAGCAUUGACUGAUGAUAUUGUUGUAAUCAAAGGUCAUCGAAACAAAACACCACAAAUGGAAAUCAUUGAUGGUGAAGCAAUUAGUUGGACAUUUUUGAAGACAAGCACUGUGGAAUUUAAUGAACUAUACUAUUAUUAUUGAUGCUUGAAAAUUGAUCAUACUCAAGAUGAUAAUUAAUUGGAUUAUAAAACUUUUACGAUUUUUCAGCUAUCGGAUUUGGCUACAAUUAUUCAUUCACGAACUUGGUUCUUCAUAUUUUUUAAACUUGAAUUCUCGAGAUUUUUUUCUUUUUUUUCCCAUAAACACUCAACACAUUUGUUUAAUUAAUUUUAUUACUGAUUACUAUAUAUUUACCGAAUGAGAAUAUAUAACUAACAGACGAUAUAUAUAUAAAAUUGUGAUCCAUUUCUAAUUAUUUAUUUCGGGAUCUAAAUGAAAACGACACGAUCAAAAUGAAAACGAAAUCAAUUUUUUUUUUCGUUUAUGUUUCCUUUGUGGAUUAUCAUGAAGACAAAUCUCUGCAUUAAUUAAUCUGAAUCAAUCAGUCAUUUUUGUUGCAAACAAUCAUUCAUACAUCUCAAAUAUACACACAUUCAAAUGCAUGGAUAUCGAUUUUUAAAAAUUAUAUAAAAAGUUGAUUAGCAUUAGAACUAUUAUUUGAUCAAUUUGACCAAUAUACAAUGAUUUUAUUAUUCG
Messenger RNA from Dermatophagoides farinae (American house dust mite), 2422 nucleotides. RefSeq lists its product as uncharacterized. Gene Ontology annotation, molecular function: protein binding. The record is from RefSeq and is a predicted model, not a curated record. Gene Ontology annotation, cellular component: P-body; cytosol. Lineage: Eukaryota; Metazoa; Arthropoda; Arachnida; Sarcoptiformes; Pyroglyphidae. Gene Ontology annotation, biological process: neurogenesis.